AGGCUCUUCACCCGUGAUUUGUGACUUUAAUCCUUUCUGUAUACUAAACUAUUACAUUUUGUAUACACAUAUCUACAAUACAUAUCUACAAUAGAGAGAGCUUUAGCUUUCGCAGAUUUUUUUUCUUUUACAAAUUUUACCCUCAUAUACAUAUUCCGCUAUGGAGAUAGUUAAUCUGUUGAUUAUAAGUCAUAUUUAGUUAGAUAGGCUGCUCUGUACGCGAUGAAUUUUUUUAUUUGACCAUUAAUACAAAUUGGAAAGUAAAAGAAAAUUUUCAUUUGGGAAUAUAUUUCCUAUUGGUACAUCAAAGAAGUAUUUUGGAGUAACAUGGAGCUUAAAUGUAAAGUACAAACUUAUGAUUGGGGAAGAUACGGUAUUGAUAGUAUUGUGGCAACGUUAAUGAAAUCUUCCAACUCAGAUUUUAUAUUAGAUGAAAAAAAACCAUAUGCUGAACUGUGGAUAGGUACUCAUCCUAAUGGGCCUUCAUAUAUGAAAGAUUUAAAUAUAUCGUUGGAAGAGUACAUAAAACAAAAUAGUGAUGUGUUAGGAAAUGAUGCUCAGAAAGUAUUUGGUCAUCAUUUGCCAUUUCUCUUUAAAGUGUUGUCUGUGAAUAAAGCACUGUCUAUUCAAGUACAUCCAGAUAAGGAAAAAGCGAAGCAGUUGCAUCAACAAUAUCCUACUAUUUACAAAGAUGCAAAUCAUAAACCAGAACUUGCAAUAGCAUUAACACCUUUUGAAGCUCUUUGCGGUUUCCGUCCAAUCAGAGAGAUACAAGAGUUUCUAAAAAUUCUGCCUGAAUUGCGUGCUGUAAUAGGAGUAGAUAAAGUAUUUAAAUUUAUGACAACAGACGAAGCAAAUGACACAGAAGCAUUGAAAACAUGUUUUCACAGUCUCAUGACCUGUGAUCCCGGAUUAAUAGCUUUGCAACUUAGGAAAUUGCUUGAUAGGCUGUCCAAUUUGGAUGAAUCUUUAAGACAAACUUUACAUGCUAGUUUGUUGGAAAGACUGUAUUCAGAUUUUCCAGGAGAUGUAGGAUGUUUCGGCAUUUAUUUUUUUAACUUUAUAACUAUGCAGCCUGGUGAAGCAAUAUAUCUUCCACCAAAUGAACCACAUGCAUAUCUUUCUGGUGAUUGCGUUGAAUGUAUGGCAUGCUCUGAUAACGUAGUCCGCGCAGGAUUAACUCCUAAAUUAAAAGAUGUGCCAACGUUAAUUGAAAUGUUAAGGUACACUUGCGAACCAAUUUCUGCGAAAAGAUUUCAACCUUCUCGCGAGGACGAAUGUACGGAAGUAUUUUGUCCUUGUGUACCAGACUUUGCUGUUGCCAAAAUAACAAUUCCUCCAGGAAGAUCAUCAUACAAUAUAAUUCCAAGAAGCACAGCUAGCGUUUUAAUAAUCGUAAAUGGAAAGGGUGAAAUUUCACCGUCAAAGAUUCUUUAUCGAGGUUCUGUCGUAUUUAUUCCGGCGAAUCAAAAAGUCGGGAUCAAAGUCUUAUGCGGAUGUCACCCAAUGUUAAUGUUCCAAUCUUUUAUUAACGUUUAAAGAUAGCUGCUGAUGUUUGAAAAGAAAUGUGAUGAAAGAAAAUGGUAAAUUUGCACACACAAAGUAUUACUGCACUUUCGAAUGCUUCUUAGUUUAAAGCUAAAAAUGUUUUGAUCUUCAAAUUUUAUCAGUAGUUAUGAACAGUCAAGAGACUCAAAGAAUUAUUGAAUAUUAUUCUCGAUAUCAUUCUAUUUAAUAGAAACAUAUUUUUCAUAUUUCAGUAAAGUAUUUCAUAGUUUAUAAGUAGAGUCGAUGUUUGGAUAUAAUGCUAUGAUGCAUAAAACUAGAGACAUUUGUAUUGAAAGCAUUUAUCAUUUACUGAUUCCUGCCAUGAUAUGUAUUAUAAUGCAUUUUAAACUUCUAACUAAUAUUCAGAUUAAGUACUAUUUUUACGGAUAAAAAAAAUUAUCCAUUCACCUUUUUUAAAUUGAAGAAAGAUACACCAAUUUAUACAGUAAUAUAUUUAAAUAUUAUUUUUUAAUUUUGAAACACGUAUUUUUAUAAUUAUACUAUUUACGGCGAUACAACAAAUAUAACUUUACUAUUCAUUUCAACAACAGAACACUAUAUGCGAUCAGCUCUAGUCAGUUUAUGUUAACUAGUAUUUUCUUAUUCUUAUACACGGGUAUAUACGGAGGGACUAUUUUAUUAAAAAACAAUAUUUUAUUAAAUAUAAGUUGCUUUUUCUGUUAUACUAUGUACAAUAU
Molecule: messenger RNA, 2246 nt
Organism: Frieseomelitta varia
Lineage: Eukaryota; Metazoa; Arthropoda; Insecta; Hymenoptera; Apidae
Gene: Mpi
Product: mannose-6-phosphate isomerase
Exons: 7
Coding region: 328-1539 (403 amino acids)
Biological process (GO): GDP-mannose biosynthetic process; carbohydrate metabolic process
Cellular component (GO): cytosol
Molecular function (GO): zinc ion binding; mannose-6-phosphate isomerase activity
Source: RefSeq, a predicted model, not a curated record